Trichobilharzia regenti is the source of this 495-nucleotide messenger RNA. The record is from the annotation of a GenBank genome assembly. Lineage: Eukaryota; Metazoa; Platyhelminthes; Trematoda; Strigeidida; Schistosomatidae.
AUGUGGAACAAGUUGUCUGAUGACUUACAUUCACAGACUGUUGCACUAAGAACAACAGAGAGAAAUAUUAGUUCAAUGUAUAUUGUGUGUCGAAGAAUACGAGAUUUAUUAUUAGACAAUGCAAAAGCAAUCGACAAUAGUAUUUAUGCUUCGAAAUCUUUAAAUUCAAUGAGCUAUCAACUAAAUUCAGAUAAAUUAUGGCCGAAUGAUAUUUUCAAGUCGAACAAUCAAUACAAAGAGGUAGAAAGAUUUUCAAAUAGUGUUCGUGCUGGCUGUGUUAGUUCUCCUGAAGAUGUUGUCCAGCAGGACGACGAAAGCUCCACAAUUAAAACAACCGCCUCAGAGAACACAACUAGUUGCGAAUCAUCCACGUGAGCUACAAAUCUUCUCUAUUAUUUCCAAACGAUGAUCGUAUUCGCAGUGGGUUUUCUGCCCAAUGGAUCAUCAUAAUCUCCAGGGUAAUAAUCCCACAGCCAUCGCUUCCGAUUUCCCCAU